Messenger RNA from Ostrea edulis (European flat oyster), 2445 nucleotides. RefSeq names its product N-alpha-acetyltransferase 35, NatC auxiliary subunit-like. Lineage: Eukaryota; Metazoa; Mollusca; Bivalvia; Ostreida; Ostreidae. Gene Ontology annotation, cellular component: NatC complex. Bases 64 to 2247 code for a protein of 727 amino acids. Gene Ontology annotation, biological process: N-terminal peptidyl-methionine acetylation. The transcript has 20 exons. The record is from RefSeq and is a predicted model, not a curated record.
GUACGAAGUGACUUGCACCUUGUUGUUUCAUUUUCAAUUCGCGCAUGCGUUUUGCCUGACAACAUGGAAGGGGACGUGAAAACACAACCGGCUAGUGUCCCUUGUGUGAAAGGAAAUGAUAUGAAGAAUGAUAAUAAACCACGCUAUGACUGGGCGGAUGUUACAGAGGAAUUCAUGACGUCUGCUUCAGAGCUCCAGAUGGGCGAACUCCUUCAUGACACAGGAUUCGGAUUGUUUGAAGCUAUGUCAGCCAUUGAGAUGAUGGAUCCCAAGAUGGAUGCAGGGAUGAUGUGUAACCAGAUACAGAGGAAGGUCCUUACCUUUGAUCUGGCCUUAGAGAGUGGGGCUUUUAAGAUAAAAGACCUGAGCAUUCCAGAACUGAUUGGCAUCAUGGACACAUCCCUAGCUUGCUUAGCCACUUGGUUGGAGGGUCACUCCUUGGCCCAGACGGUCUUUACCAAUCUGUACUUACACAAUCCGUAUGUGGUGGAGGACAGAUGUCUGAAGGCCUUUAGCAUCCUCAUGCUGAAGUUAGUGGACCACAUCAGAGAUAAAGUGAACAGGGCAGGGGUUUUUGAAGAGGAGGAUUUCCAGAGUAUGACAUAUGGCUUCAAGAUGGCUGCUGAUGUGACUGAUGUCAGGGCAACAGGGAUGAUGAAGGAAGUAGAAGAUGACCUUAACAGAAUUCUCAAGAUGACCAGAAGUAAAGUCGGAGAGGAGAGAGAUGAACAAACAGAACAAGAGCAUGAGAGAACCAAUGCUCUGUUUUCCCGAGUGAAGUUCAUUAGACUGUUUUUUACGACUCUUCUGUCAUUCAGUAAAGAAAAGUGUGAAGGAAUCCCUCAGGCCCAGAAGUUGAUUGGUCAGCUGUUAGAGCUCUUGCCAACAAUCAGAGACACCAUUUGUAUGGGCAUUCAGCCUGACAAUAAGCAGGUGGGCAAGAAUGAUUACCCAACCAUAAUGGGUUUUGAGCCACUUGUCAAUCAGAGGUUGUUACCACCCACUUUCCCCCGCUACACUGUGAUUCGUAGUCGUGACGAUGCCCUGAUUCACAUCGAGGGUCUGUUGUAUCGGCUCCAGAUUGUAACAACUGUUCCAGAGCUCACCACUUUCCACAUCAUUAUGGAGGCUUUUCAAGAAUUCAGUAAAUCAUCUCCCUGUGUUUUAUCCAGAUCCAUUUUGCAGUUAACACUGCUGCCAUUGAACAAGCGAGUCUUUGGUGUACACACCAUGGUGGAUUUUUUGAAAGACACAAUCAGGAACUUCAUCGCACCUCCAGUUCUGAGUCAGAAGUCAGCCCUGUACAAUAAUUCCCAGGCUAAGCAGUAUGUGGAUGCAUGGUUUGUACAAGUUGUUCGCCCAUUUACAUCCCUGGUCCAGAUAACGGGCCAUAACCGGGCAAGGCAGCGGGACAAAUGGGCACACAUAUUGGAGGAUCUUUCUGCUCUCCAAGAAGAGGCAGACAAGGUGGAUGCUUGCCUCCAUCAAAUCCUGACAAAGCUGGAACCAAAUCGCCAGCACAUUGCUUGUCUUGGCAACUGGGUUCUGUACCACACACUGCAGGCCAUGAUCAACUAUCUUCUGGCUGGGUUUGAACUGGAGUUGUAUGCAAACUAUGAAUACCAUUAUGUUUACUGGUAUUUGUAUGAAAUGUUGUACUCUUGGUUGAUCAACACACUGCACAGAGCUGACAACUUCUUGUUAGAGAAUGAAACCAUGGCAGACAGCCAGCAGAAGGGCAGGAGUAACAAGAAAAACAAGAAAAGAAAGAGAAUUAAAACCCUGAAUAAAGAGAUUACUUUGGCUCAGGCUGGGCAGCAGAUGUUUGGUGGCUACUAUAAGGCUGUAAUGGGAUUUCGCAUGGAUGGUAAAAUGCAUCAGCCUGAGUUUCAAUUUGACAAUGAGGAGGUGCGAUACUCACAUCGAUUUCAACCCUUCACCAGUGUGUCAACACCUCCCUAUAUACAUUACGCUCAGUACAAGGACAUGUCUGAUAUGAAGCGGUAUGAACCGGAUGCAACAGCCGUUAACCUGUAUGGAGCUUCCUGUAAAUGCUUCCACCAGGCAAAAGUUUUACUGGAAAGCUUCCAGAACCCCUCUGAUGAGGUACAAGCUAUGAUUAAGGUGGCCAAAGUCAAUUUUGUAGUGAUGAAGAUUCUGAUGGGAGGACACAAACAAGAUUCAACAGAUCCUCCAAUUUUUGAUUUCACAAUACACCCAGUAUAUCCAACCAUUAAGAUGGUGUAGGGGUCCAGACUUGGAAUCAAAUGUGAGGACUUCUCUAGUCAGGUGACAGGAAGUUCCACAUCUCUUAUUAACAGGAAGUGCUUCAUAAGGAAAUGUUCACUGUAGUAGGAAAUACCACCUACAAUGGCAGACACUUUUUGUGUGGUGAAUGUGUGUGAGUGAUAUGUGUGAGAUAAUUAAAAGUUUAUAACAAAUCUG